AGUUGGGGGGGGGGUAACUGAACUGACCAUUCUCAGAAGUGAGUCGAGAAAGAAUAAUCCUGGAUUAGGGCCAGUUGCUCUACAAGGAUAGUUCACUCGUGGUGGGCAGAAGGACCUCUACGUCUGCUGACCAGAACAAGGAUGGAGAGGUGGGGGGGUCAUUAUUCCAGCUGAGGGCCCAUGGGCAGUGGUGUUCCACAGGGGUCAGUGCUGGGACCUCUGUUUGUGAUUUUAUAUAGAAAAAUGGCGGGCGGGUCAGCCGUGCAUGGAGCUUAUUGAGAAGAGGGAAAACUCUGAUCUCAAACCUGUGGGGUCUUGCGGCCAGACUCGUGCGUGGGGAGGGCUUCGGAGUAAACUGGGAGGAAAAGUCCGGAGCUGGAGCCCCUAAACUGGUCCUGUGUCGUCUUCAACGCUGACGGACAACUCCUGUGACGCCAUUGGUCUGUGCUGCUCCUCCAGAUUCAGCUGCCCUGGCCUGCAUGUCAACUUUGACAGCUAGGUUGCAACGUGGUCAGUCUCCACAACUUGGCAGAUGACCAAAAAAACUGGUGAGUUGUGGCCAGUGAAGAAAGCUGUCAAGGGCUGGUUUGAAAUGUGGGCAGAUAAUCAGCAGAUGCAGUUUAAUCCGGGCAAGUGAGAGGAGGUCAGAUGAAAAGGGACAGUUAAUGGCGGGAGCCAGGAGGUUGCACAGGUGGACAACUUGUCCUGGUUGGUCAGGGAGUCGUGUUGCAGUUGUUUAAGCCACAUCUGGAGUAUUGUGUGCAGUUCUGAUCGCCUCAUUGCAGGAAAGAUGUUCUGGGCUUUGAAGAGGGUGCAAAAGAGAUUCAGACUCAGUCCCUGUGUUCCCUCUUCCCACUUGCCUUCCUUCUAAUCCAGGAUGCUGCCUGAAUUAGAGGGCAUGAGCUGUGAGGAGAGGCUGGACAAACUGGGGUUGUUUUCACUGGAGUACCGGAGGCUGAGGGGAGGCCUGAAAGAGCUAUAAAAAUCUAAUGAUAUUGUGGUGUUUUAAGGAGAGGUAUUACUCACAAAAUUUCACUUUACGCUGAUGAAAAAUUGCUGUUUAUCUCAAACAUUGAGACCUCGGUACCUUGCCUACUUUCUUUGCUCGCCCGUUUUCGCCAGUUUUCAGGAAAUAAAUUGAGGCUAAAUAAGAGUGCAAACGAGGAAAUCUGCAGAGGCUGGAAAUUCAAGCAACACACACAAGAAUCUGGUGGAACGCAGCAGGCCAGGCAGCAUCGAGAGAGAGAAGCAUGUCAACGUUUCGGGCCGAGACACCGGCGUUUUCUUGCAGACCUUCUGAUGGGAAUAAUUAGACGUGGAACCCUGCAAUGGAGCUGUGUAAGAAAAGGCCUCCACCUGAGGAGGAGCGCAGGGUGAAGGCUAACGCUCGGGAAUACAACGAGAAGUUCCAAUAUGCGAACAAUUGCAUCAAGACGUCCAAGUACAACAUGAUUACCUUCUUGCCUGUCAACCUCUUCGAGCAGUUCCAGGAGGUGGCCAACACCUACUUCCUGUUCUUGCUGAUUCUGCAGCUCAUCCCGCAGAUUUCCUCGCUGUCCUGGUUCACCACCAUUGUGCCUUUGGUCCUAGUCUUGACCAUCACUGCCGUCAAAGACGCCACAGACGACUACGUGAGUCUUCUCCCGGCCUGGCCUGCACCACCGAAUGGGCGGGGGCCUUCUGGUUGUGGGGGGCGACUUGGGUUGCGAGUUCAGUUUCCCUUUAAGGAAGAGGAAGUGAGGAAGUGUGCUAGGUCACAAUGGGAGGUGGGCUUUUCCCAUGCCCGCUCUGCGCCCUGGCUGCCUGCUGACCUGGGGUACGUUCCUACCCGCACAGGAGAGCUCUACUACAAGGCACAGUCCCCAGACGAGGGGGCGCUCGUUACCGCCGCCCGCAACUUCGGGUUCGUCUUCCGCUCACGCACGCCCAGCACCGUGACUCUGAAUGAACUGGGACGGGAUGUCACCUACCAACUACUCGCCAUCCUCGACUUCAACAACAUCCGCAAACGCAUGUCCGUCAUUGUGAGGACCCCGACGGGGAGGAUCUGCCUGUACUGUAAGGGUGCCGACACCAUCCUCUUCAACCGGCUGCAUAGUUCCAAUCACCGGCUCAUGAACAUCACCCUGGAGCACCUCAACGAGUUUGCGAGCGAGGGUCUGCGGACUCUGGUGCUGGCGUUCCGUGACCUGGAGGAGGGGGUGUAUGCCGAGUGGGCGGAGAGACACCGGAACGCCCAGUUGGCACAGGAGGACCGUGAGGAGCGGCUCGCUGCUGUCUACGAGGACAUCGAGCAGGAGAUGAUGCUGCUGGGAGCCACGGCCAUUGAGGACAAGCUUCAGGAGGGGGUCCCAGAGACCAUUGCCAUCCUCACACUGGCCAACAUCAAGAUCUGGGUGCUGACUGGUGACAAGCCUGAGACGGCGGUGAACAUCGGCUACUCCUGUAAGAUGCUGACCGACGACCUGGCCGAGGUUUUCCUGCUCUCGGGAAGCACCGUCCACGAGGUGCGCGAGGAGCUUCGGUGAGUGUUCUCCGUCAGGGAACGGGUGGGAUCCCCGGCUGCAGCACGCGGGUGGGAGAACCCGCAGGGGCUGUGCAAAGCUGCAUCCAAGGGGUGUGACUCCAUCCCCACCAGCACCGUCCACGAGGUGCGCGAGGAGCUUCGUCAUGCCCGCCAACGGAUGCGUGACUCCUUCCGCUCCAUCAAUGGCUACAGCUCCUCAGAGAAGCUCACCUCGCCUCACCUCACCUCAGUGGUGGAGGUCGUGCCUGGGGAGUGUGCCCUGGUCAUCAGUGGGCACAGUUUGGCCCAGGCCCUAGAGGCUGACAUGGAGCUGGAAUUCCUGGAGACGGCCUGUGCCUGCCGUGCUGUCAUCUGUUGCCGGGUAACGCCCCUGCAGAAGGCCCAGGUGGUGGAGCUGGUGAAGAAGUACAAGAAGGCGGUGACCCUGGCCAUCGGUGAUGGCGCCAACGAUGUCAGCAUGAUAAAGACCGCUCACAUCGGAGUGGGGAUCAGCGGGCAGGAGGGGAUCCAGGCUGUCCUGGCGUCUGACUACUCGUUCUCGCAGUUCAAGUUCCUGCAGAGGCUGCUGCUGGUCCACGGCCGUUGGUCCUACCUGCGCAUGUGCAAGUUCCUCUGCUACUUCUUCUACAAGAACUUUGCCUUCACCAUGGUCCACUUCUGGUUCGGCUUCUUCUGCGGCUUCUCCGCCCAGACUGUCUACGACCAGUACUUCAUCACUCUGUACAACAUUGUCUACACGUCCCUUCCUGUACUGGCCAUGGGAGUGUUUGAUCAGGAUGUCCCGGAGCAGAGGAGCCUGCAGUACCCAAAGCUGUACGAACCGGGACAGCUGAACCUGCUCUUCAACAAGCGGGAGUUCUUCAUCUGCAUAGCGCAGGGGAUCUACACCUCCACCGUCCUCUUCUUCAUCCCCUACGGGACCUUCGCCGACUGCACGCGCAACGACGGCACCCACAUGGCCGACUACCAGUCCUUCGCGGUCACCGUGGCAACCUCGCUGGUGAUCGUGGUGAGUGUGCAGAUAGGACUGGACACUGGCUACUGGACGGCAAUCAACCACUUCUUCAUCUGGGGCAGCCUCGCCAUGUACUUCGUCAUCCUCUUCGCUAUGCAGAGUGCCGGCCUCUUCGAAAUAUUCCCCAACCAGUUUCCAUUCGUAGCCAACGCCAACAACACUCUGGGGCAGCCGGUGGUCUGGCUCACCAUAGCCCUCAGCACCGUCAUCUGCAUCAUACCCGUCAUCGCGUUCCGCUUCCUCAAGCUCGACCUGCAGCCCCAGCUGGCAGACACGGUCCGCUACACCCAGCUGGUCCGCAAGAAGACGAAGCCCUCGCACCGCUGCCUGCGCCGGACGGGCAGGGGGGACUCUCGCCGUUCCGGCUACGCCUUCUCCCACCAAGAGGGCUUCGGCGAGCUCAUCACCUCCGGCAAGAACAUGCGGCUGCCGGGCCUGGGCCUGGGCCUGGGCCUGGGCCCGAGCUGGAUCGAUACCAUCCGCCGCCGGAGGUCCGAGCUGGCUGCCUCACCCGGCGCCAGCCCCGUCUCCGUUGAGCAGGCCCCACCCGCGGGCGAGGAGGCCUCUGUGUAGGGGCUGGAAUCAUGGGAUGGGCCCUGGGGGAGAUCAGAGGAGUGGGCAGGGCCUGUUACCGGGGUUGGAGCCUGCAAGGGUUGAGGAUUGAAGCUUUCUCUCUGCCUCCCACUCUCCCUCUGCCCCUCUGCUUAUUCUCUCUCGCUCUCUCCCCUCCCCAUUCAGUUCCACCACCUAUUUCUAUGCCUUUCUUUCUCCCCUCCCCUUCUCUAUUCUGCCUUUCUCCCUCUCUCCCUCACCUUCCCACCCUCCCCUUUCCCU
Hypanus sabinus (Atlantic stingray) is the source of this 4376-nucleotide messenger RNA. Its product is annotated as phospholipid-transporting ATPase ID-like. Gene Ontology annotation, molecular function: ATPase-coupled intramembrane lipid carrier activity; ATP binding; magnesium ion binding. Lineage: Eukaryota; Metazoa; Chordata; Chondrichthyes; Myliobatiformes; Dasyatidae. Gene Ontology annotation, biological process: phospholipid translocation; Golgi organization. The transcript is spliced from 19 exons. Gene Ontology annotation, cellular component: plasma membrane. The record is from RefSeq and is a predicted model, not a curated record.